GUAAUAUGUAAGGGGUUGUUAUGGUAACGUCCGUGACAGGACCAGCUGGUGACUCCGCUGUUUGGCGCGUUGAAUUCAUGCGCGCUKUUCGCUCGGCUCAGCUGCUCAAUAUUCUAAUUCAGAAGCUGUUUACAUUCAGAAAGCUUACAAAUCCUCACGUCCUAAAGAGGGUCCGAAGAAUUUGAUACCAAGUAUCUAUUAUGUUCCAAAUGGACCGAMUUCGGACCGAGUGUUUGUGAAGAACGAAUGAUCGAGGAAAAACAAUGUAAAUUUCAGAAAACGUGAAAUUUAUGCAUUUUGCGAGCGGGUUUGUCAACGARUCAUAAACGCGACUGAUUUCAACCGUAAUUACUGGCAAAUUAUAUAACAUUGCAAAUUUUAUGAUUUGCUUUAGUCGAAAAAUGUGGAUCUGUGGACCAAAACAUGGAGUUUUGUUGGUGRUGUUGACAUUUCUCUCUCUAGAGGGAAGCCCGUCAAGUGCUUUGAAAUACUUUAAUAUUGGAGCUAUGCUUUCUUCACAGCGAUCGGAACAAUUCUUCAACGAUGCUGUCAGAACACUCAAUCAGAAUAGCACGGUGUUGUUGAACGACGUCCGCUUGAAUUCAACUGCUUCUGUUUUAAGUUCAAAUCCCAUUCGUUCCGCUCUCGAUGUAUGCGACAAUGUUAUCACAAAAAGCGUGCAUCUWAUAUUGGUGAGCCAUUCCACUGAAAAGCCAAAUCCACCGAUUGCCAUUUCCUAUGCUUGUGGCUUUUAUAAUAUCCCCGUUAUUGGGAUUGCAUCGCGGGAGUCAAUCUUCUCUGACAAGACCAUCCAUGACUAUUUCCUGCGUACYGUCCCUCCCUACUCAGAACAARCAGAAGUAUGGAUGGGGUUACUUAACUACUUUAAAUGGAACAAAGUGAUACUGUUGACCAGUAAUGACCAGGACAGCCGAUCUAUUGUCACGCGGUUUACAACCAUGGCAGAAAAAAAUGACGUCAAGAUCGAAAAAACUGUCAUGUUUCCAACGGGAACAGUUAAUGUGACGUCAUACCUUAUGAAAUUACAGACUACUCAGUCAAGAGUGAUAUUGUUCAGUGCAAGUGGCUCAGAUGCAGCAGUCGUAUAUCAGUAUGCCUCAACCCUUUCGAUGACAAAGAAGGGUUUUAUCUGGAUUGUAACCCAACAAGCAAUAUCAGGGCAAGCUAAGAGCAAAGUACCACAGGGUGUUGUGGCAAUGCAGCUUCUACAUGGUAACAGUGAAGAAGCAUCCUUAACAAAAAAGACUCCAACGCUACCAUGGAAACAGUAGGACAUUACUUUAAUGGACAGGUGUCACUCAUAGAAAACGACAGCAUCAUUUGGCCAGGAGGGCAGAACACUACACCUAAAGGAGUCUUUGUAUCCAAUCAUCUGAGAGUAGUGACACUAGUCGGUGAACCGUUUGUUUCAGUGCAGGCUGUCCCUGAUAGCGGCAAAUGUGAAGAUCUUAAUAAAGACAACAAAAAGCAUGUAUUGUGCACUGGUAAAGCGUUUGGUUCUGAACUACCUCCUGACGUCAGGGGAAGAAAUCAACACUGUUGCUAUGGUUUUUGUAUCGAUCUGCUGUAUAAACUUGGAGAGAAAGUCAACUUUACUUUUAGUGUUUCGCUGUCGAAAGAUGGAAGCUAUGGUUCUUUAAGAAGGAUUGUUGCCGUCAUCCUAUACCUGCUUGACCGGUUUAGCCCGUUUGGGCGGUUUAAACUGGCUAGAAAAGACAAGGAAGAAACGGCGCUUAACUUAUCCAGCGCAAUGUGGUUUUCUUGGGGAGUUUUGCUAAAUAGUGGAAUAGGCGAAGCUUCGAAACCCAUCUGACCAAUUCAAGUACGGAACCGUAGCGAAUAGCAGCGUAGACGCGUAUUUCCGUCGUCAAGUUGAACUCUCCUCAAUGUACACGUUUAUGGAAACGUAUAACGUAAAAACAGACAAAGAAGGAAUUGAAAAAGUAAAAAAAGGUGAAUUGAAYGCGUUUAUUUGGGACUCUCCAUUCCUGUAYUACGAAGCGUCAAAAGACUGUGAACUUGCAACAGCCGGGGAAUUGUUUGGUAGAUCUGGCUACGGUAUAGGAAUGCCAAAGGGUUCCUCUUGGAGUAAUGAUAUCUCCCUGGCGAUAUUGAACUUUCACGAGAGUGGAGUGAUGGAGGAGCUUGAAAACAGAUGGAUUGAUGGCAAGAAUUGCCCYGAGGACAGCACAUCACCAGCAACGCUGGGAUUGAAUCAUAUGCUUGGGGUAUUUAUCAUGGUCGCCGCUGGUAUCGGCGCUGGUAUCGUCAUUAUCAUCCUAGAAAUCCUCUACCACAAACAUCGAGGAUGGAAAGAAGARCAGAAAGAACUCGCYAAGAAAACGACMGACAAAUGGCGUGCUAAUAUCAUGAUGAUGAAGCGAGACCGAWCAAAUAAUCAACCUAAUGGCGUCAAUAACUCUGAUGGACAAGACGGGGUAGGAAUUUCACGCCGUAAUCCGAUCUAUUCGCCAGAAAACGCUACAGAAACAGCUUUUACUUACAGCUAAACAUUCAGAGAGCGGGCACUCUCCARUGAAGCUUCGGCGCCCGCAUAUGGGAGUGUUCGGAUACUCGAGGGUUCGAACUCUCACUCUAAAAGGGGUUUUAAUUGUUUCAUAGUGACGAUGCCGUGGAAAGCAAUGUAGUUCAGAAUAAUCUCCUUCACGGUUCCCUGCGCCAUCUUGAAAGGUAGCCUUGUCUUAAUAUCGAAGCCAAACAACCAUUGAGCGUGCAAUAGAUACUUGUGAAUAAUUGUCUGUAGGUGUGAAAGAGGGUUUCUAUCAUUGCACGCUCAACAGUCGUCUCGCUU
Molecule: messenger RNA, 2833 nt
Organism: Exaiptasia diaphana
Lineage: Eukaryota; Metazoa; Cnidaria; Anthozoa; Actiniaria; Aiptasiidae
Product: glutamate receptor ionotropic, NMDA 1
Biological process (GO): monoatomic ion transport
Cellular component (GO): plasma membrane
Molecular function (GO): glutamate-gated receptor activity
Source: RefSeq, a predicted model, not a curated record